AUGUCUGAAGAGGCCGCACACUUAGCACGGGAGGCCAAAGGCCUCCAUCAAGGUCUGAAGGAGUCGUUGAAAAUCCGCGACCCUUGGGAUAAAGAUGUUGGAUAUCAGAGAAAGAAUCUACGUUGGCAAUACCUGCGCUUGCUCUUCGUCCAUCCCUUCGCUGCAGAAUCCAGAGAUGCCGAGACACAUCUGUGGAUGCAGACGUCCUACACGUUCAUCACGAUCUACAAGCGGCGCAUUUCGUCUCUUGACAGUGCAAUGCACGGAUCCACUCGUCAAAACCACCAGCAGCAGCAUCGACAACACGGUGUCGAGUAUCGCAAGCUUCUCCAACGCUUCCGACAAUUCCUGACAGAUGAAGAGAAGUUCUGGACGCAGCUAGUCGUUCGCAUUUACAAGUCAUUCGCGCUCAGCGACGCCCAACGCGCUCUCGUUACGCUUGGUAUCGUCAUGCCAGAGGAUGAAGUGGUACCUCCCGCGACGGAGGGCGCCUCGUCGAGGCGGGACUUCCCGCUCGAGGCAGACUCAGUAUCUCCGGCAUUGGCAUCCGCAACACCUGAUCAACUGGAGAGUAGGAUAGCAAUGCUCAGCAAGGCACUGGUCUGUUUGGGCGACAUCGCGCGGUACAAGGAACAGUACAACGAAGCUGGUGGCCGCCCUCGAGCUGGUCACGAGGAUGGCCCUCCUGUUGUUCAACUUGGUAGGGGCGGACGGAACAGGAGAGGAGGAGCCGCAGCCGUGAUGCCGCCCACGAUGGCGCGUAUGCGGGACUACAAGAGAGCGCAGGAAUGUUACGAACAGGCUCGAUUGCUACUGCCUUACGAUGGCAAUCCAUCGCAUCAGCUGGCGAUCCUGGCCUCGUAUCAGAAGGAUACAUUCAACUCGCUCGUGCACUACUACCGCUCUCUAUGUGUGCGCCGACCGUAUGACACGGCUUCGGAGAAUAUGGCCGUGGUUCUGAGCAAGGCUUUGGAGCAGUGGAAGUCAAGGCAGGUCCAACAAGAGGAGGCAGGUGGCGAGGCGAAGAAUGGGUUGACGCCUCGUGAGAGAAUCAAUGCCUUCAAGGGGAAACUGAUCGCUAUGCAUGCGUUAUGGCAGCAUACCUCGGACGAGGCAAAUCCGAUGUUGCCGGAUUUGAAUCGAGAAAUCAUUAGCGAGUUCAAGUCCCUGGUAUCGGAACGUUUUCUUCCCGACGAUAUGAUCUCGAAAACCCUGGUUCUUGCCCAAGGCGCAUUAUGGAGACAUCGCAUGACACGUUCUACGUUGGGGACAAGCCAUGGGGCCCGCGCUACCGGUGCCGUGCUAAUAGAAUCUCGGAUCGCGACCCACCUCUUGGAUCUGCAUCUCGCUCUCUUGGAAGUAGGGAUCGCACAACUCGCCGAAGCUCCUGCGGAGGAUGACGGAGAGCAUGACCUCGCUCAACGCAUCACGGCACCGUUUCGCAGGACGCUUCCUGCCUUGCGUUUGGCAGGAAAAUGGGUUCGUGGGAAUGUCAAGUACGUUAGCCUCCCUGCAUCACAGCCACAGGAAGAGCGACAUUCAAAACACAUCGAGAGCACGAUCUACGGCAAGAACGCUGAGAAGAGAGAGAAGCACUCUAUGCUGUCUAUUGAUCCACAAGCUUUUUGGCAGGCGUAUGCGGAAUUUUCGAGCACCCUUCUGCGAGCGUUUCCUCUCGACAAGUUGCCCGUGCUCAACAGUCCGCUGGAGGAGGAUCGCGAGAUGCUCGGCUUUCUGCCAUUGAAGAACUUCAUGUUCGGCGAAGUGAAAUCAGUAGGUGCGGCAGGGGCAGAUUCCUUGACGGCAGACGAAGGAAAGGUAGUACCCGUGCCGGAGCAGGUCCACCCAAAUGUGGAGCAGUUGAUGCGGAUCUGGGAUUUGCUUGCCGACGCUCGCUCGCUGGUCAGCGACGAGAAUUCACCCUUGAUUUUGUCUAAUAAUCAAUUCGUGUUGCAAAAUCCAGAUGAGGUACACCCUACGGUUACGCAGUCAAACAUGGAUCAAUCACAGCAAUUGGGAGAGCUACCUGUAUUCUCGGCGACGUCACAGGAUAAGCCUGAAUACCACGACCUUGACGAUGACAACCUGACAGAACUGUCACGAACGACUGACGAUCCAGUAAGCGACGCCAUGCGAGAGGCGCUGGCUCACUCGGGCGAAACCUUGAGCUACUCCGACGAUGGUUCAGACGACGUGAUUCUAAUGGAUAGGAAUUCGUUCAGCAUGAAUUCGCCGCCACGUCUUGUCGCUCCUGUGUCUACCGUUUCCACUACGCCCCAUCGCUCUAAGCAUUCGAGUCCCGUUACUAGGUUGAGCCCUCCCAGGGCACAACCGCUGUCUCCCCUAUCUCGUCACAUAGGAAUUGAGACUACGCCGGAGAUUUCCAAAUUGCUGUCCGUAACAGCUGAAGAUCUCCUCAAAGGACUUGCACGCAAGCCGAAUCAUGGAGAACUUCCUCCACCUCAAAAUGGUGGUGGGCUGCCGCCGCCUAUGCUCUUCGGAUCUGGUGCUUUGGGAUCGUCAACACAGUCCAUAUGGUCGCCAUCGUUCGAUAGCUCCUCGUCCAGGUAUCCGGGUGCUGCCGGGACGAAUCUGUCCUCGUCACAUCGUUCGAACUCACUCUACUACACAACCCCUGUGCCAAGUCUUGCAGCUCCUUACACCGUCCAAAGCAACCAGAACCGAGAGGCCACUCAUUUUCUUGCGCCACCCAUCCACCCGACAUCUCCGAUCGGUGGGCAUCGCAGGGCUUCCUCUAUGGCUCGCUUACAAUCAUCCAUACCGAAUCAAAGGCCAUAUUACGAUCCCUCUAAGUCAUAUGUGCUUGCUGCUCAGCCUUCUAGUUCCCUCCUGCAUAGUACAGGGUCACCCACGGCUUACAUGGAUCCAGCAUCGUCUCCCUCAUCCAAUCGCCCCUACUAUCGGCAGUCCCCUCCUGGAUACCUGAGCUAUCACUCUGGUUUGAGGGCAGGUCAUAACCAGUUUAUUCUUGACCCGUGGAACGGUACAGGAUAA
Molecule: messenger RNA, 3015 nt
Organism: Sparassis crispa
Lineage: Eukaryota; Fungi; Basidiomycota; Agaricomycetes; Polyporales; Sparassidaceae
Exons: 6
Coding region: 1-3015 (1004 amino acids)
Biological process (GO): nuclear-transcribed mRNA catabolic process, nonsense-mediated decay
Cellular component (GO): telomerase holoenzyme complex
Molecular function (GO): telomeric repeat DNA binding; protein binding; telomerase RNA binding
Source: RefSeq, a predicted model, not a curated record